This is a messenger RNA of Paramisgurnus dabryanus, 1319 nucleotides long. RefSeq names its product G2/M phase-specific E3 ubiquitin-protein ligase-like. The record is from RefSeq and is a predicted model, not a curated record. Gene Ontology annotation, molecular function: ubiquitin-protein transferase activity. NCBI's taxonomy places the organism in Eukaryota, Metazoa, Chordata, Actinopteri, Cypriniformes, Cobitidae.
UGCUAAGGAUGCAAUCUCCAAAAGCAAUUUCUCCUGGACCAAAACCCCUCUAUUGACAUUUAUUGGCGAGGAGGCUCUGUGGAUGUCCACGGAGGGAGUUUUUUAGACUGCUCAUGAUGGAGGUACAAAACUCUCUGGGUAUCUUCGAGGGCAAACCAGGACAAUUGUUCUUCACCUAUGACCAGAUGGCCAUGGAGCAGCACAAAUACGAGUUAGCUGGAAAGCUUAUUGCAUGGUCUGUGGCUCACGGUGGACCAGGAUUUAAGGCGCUUGAUCCCUGUCUCUACCAGCUGAUGUGUAUCCAGGAGUGUCCACUGGAAAAGUUCGACUGGUGCCUGAUACCAGAUGCUGACAUUCAGUAGAAAUUACAAAAGAUUUUGUCAUGUAAAACGACAGCAGACCUCCAUAGGCUGCAGAGAGAGGAGGGAGACUGGAUUUGCGAGUGUGGCGUUCUUGGAAUUUACAGACCUGAUAUUUCCAUUCGAGAUCUACCAAAAAUGUACUCCUAUGCUGUUCAGCACUACAUAUAUCUUAGAACCUCUAAAAUGAUUCAUCAGUUUACAAAGGGACUGAAUGCUUAUGGACAGUUUUGGGAUUUGGUUAAAUCUUACUGGGCUGACUUCUUGCCCAUCUUUACCAACAUGCAUGAGCCGAUAUCAAGAAGCACCUUCAGGAGCCUGUUUCAGAUCCAAUGGAGUAAUGCAACGUCCCACAGGAGGAUGGCUGAGGAGGAAACUAUUAAGUGCUGGGAAUUAGUACUUAAGAUGAUUGAGGACAAAAAAACAAAGUUACAUUUUGAGGAGCUUUUGGUUUUCGUAACUGGAGCAGAAGAGAUCCCGCCACUGGGGUUCCCCCAAAAUCCGAGCAUUCACUUCUACCAGCCAGAGAAGCGUGGAUGUCGUUUUCCGUAUGCUAACACAUGCACAAUGAAAUUGUUCCUUCCCAGAGGAGUGAAAGAUGAGGUGGAGCUUCAGCGAAUGCUCACGAGAGCAAUCAGAGACUUAGUGGACUUCGGGAGAACAUAAAAGUUUAUGGAGGAAAUCUAUUCAAUCAUAAAUACAUCUAUAAGCUUUUUAUGGUUUCAGUUUUUAAGCUAAUUACUGUACAGUGACCUUUCUUUGAUAAACUUUUCUUUUGUUUUGCACAACAUGUCUGCCAAAAUUCGUAGCAGUAAUUGUUGUCAGUCAUGUUGAGGUGGCAUCAUUUGAUCAUUUGAAACGAUGAAAUAUGUUAAUCCAUCCAAUGUUAUCUAUUUAUUGAAUAAGCUAUUAUUUCAUUACUGUAAAGUGACUUUUAUAUGCUAUAUUUUAUACAUAUAU